Messenger RNA from Cajanus cajan (pigeon pea), 5867 nucleotides. RefSeq names its product cysteine-tryptophan domain-containing zinc finger protein 3. The record is from RefSeq and is a predicted model, not a curated record. Gene Ontology annotation, molecular function: zinc ion binding. NCBI's taxonomy places the organism in Eukaryota, Viridiplantae, Streptophyta, Magnoliopsida, Fabales, Fabaceae.
GCCCAGGCUUUUCUCUCUAUUGUGUGCACACAUCAAAAAUAUUGGGAGAGAGUGAAAGAUUUGGAAUCCGUUUUGAACUCGCCGUCAAAACUCAUUCCAGUAGUCACUGAUCGGUUUCGCCGAUCUCCACCGCCUCUUCUUAUUCAUCAGAUUGUGCGGUUGAAGCCAAGAAUUGAAUUUUUAAAUGCAAGUAAUGGUUUUUAUUCUGGUUUAUAUGCUCCAAAAUCAAUGAACGGUUCUUCAAUGGCAUGAUCACUUUGCGAAUAAUAGCCUUUACCUUCUGGGUUUUUGAGGCUUUGGCGUUUGCUUUGUUGGGUCGGUGUUAAUUUUUUUUAUUUUUAUUUUUUAUUGUUUGGGUUUUUUCUUUCUCCUGUCACUCUUGUUUUGGGGGAUUGAUUGAAGUGAUGCUGGACUUCAGAGAAGGUUCCAAUGUGAAAAGAUUGCUUUUUGGGUUCUGGGGUUAGGCCUAGGGCUAGAAAGUGUUGGUGGGUGGUGGAGAUGAAGGAGAAUACUGAACUUGAGGAAGGAGAGGCAUGCUAUUAUCAGGAUGACGAUGAAGCCAGCAUUGACCCUGAUUCCUUCUGUUACAUUGAUGAGAAGAUUCAACAUGUUCUUGGCCAUUUUCAAAAGGACUUUGAAGGUGGUGUAUCUGCUGAGAAUUUGGGUGCAAAAUUUGGUGGCUAUGGUUCCUUUUUACCUACCCAUGAGCGCUCUCCUUGUUUUUGGUCUCAACCUAGGUCUCCACAAAGAAACCACAGCUCACCAAAGUCGAUUGUCAAUCAACACAUGGAGGUUGUGUCUCACGACACAAAAGCACCUUCCAGUGUGCCUUCUUCUGCAAGGCCUGAAAAUGCUUCCCAUAGUUCACAUUCAUUGCGUGAUAUUAGAGCAGCUUCAGUAAAUGACUCAAUGAAGAAAGAACAAGGAAUUUCUUCCGUUGAUACAGCUGAGAGGUGCACUUUAAAAGAUGAUACUACAAAAAAGACAGGAAAAUCAACUGACCAAAGGACACUGAAGUUUCGAUUCAAAAUGAAAUCCAGUAUUUUAGCACAAAAGAAUGCAGAAAUUUAUAGUGGCCUUGGGCUUGAUAACUCUCCCUCUUCCUCAAUGGGGAGCAGCCCUGUGGAAAGUGAAGGCAUGCCACCGGUAUCUCAAGAGAAUGCUGAAGAUUCUCCAACUCAAAUUAUUCAGGUCAUGACUUCCUUUCCUAUCCCGGGGGGUGUUCUAAUAUCACCACUACAUGAAAGUUUCCUCAACUUGACAAAGAAUGAAAAAGUUACUGGAGACAGCAGAGAUUUGUCCUCUCUUAAUGGUCAUCAAGAUCCCUGUUCCAUGUCUGCUGAUGAAUCAAAUUCUUUUGUGGGGGAUGGGCAUUUGAAGAAACAGACGGUGAGAAUAGUGAGGCAGAGUGAAAAGCAGUUGGAAUUGACGCAUGUGAAUGGAAUCAUUUCUGAGAAGGAUAUGACGUUGCACAAAAAGAAAAAAUUAGGGAAUAGAACACCAGAUUGUAAAGAUUUCCUCUCUAAUGAGUUGAAAUGGACACCUCUGUCAAGUUCAAUUUGUGAUGCUGGAGAAAUUGCUGAAGUCACUGCUAAAUCUUCUAAAGCCUCCAAGGAGAUUAAUGAGAAUGGGGCACGAAGCAGAAUGGUUACCAUAGAAGCAUUGAAGGAGGAGUCAUUGGAGUCAAUAUCUGGUCAGGAUAUUGGGAAGACUGCAAAGCAAAAUGCAGGAAAUGGUUUUAUGAAAAAUGCUUUAGACCAUAAACUUGAAAAUUCGUGCAAGGAUAAUUCUAUGAACCCUAAGAAUAUUAACAUGUGUAAUACUUUAAUGAUUUCCAAUAAGAUUGAACAUGAUGUAGUAAAACAUAAGGUGGAUCAUAAGUAUGAGAUCCCUCAGAAGGUAAAGGCUGUAUUUGAGUGGAGGAAUAAGUCGAAAGUUGACCAGAGUCAUGGAAAAGCUGAGGCUGUUGAAAGAAAAGACAGCUUUGGUGGUGCUAAUAAAGCAAUGAUAUUUGAUAAAGGGAGUGCUGGCUCUGACAAUAGUUGUAGAAGUAAAAUGAAUAAGUCAAAUAACAGGGAUUCAUUGAAAGAAAAAAAAUCUGAACGGAAAGUUGACAGUCUAGCUGGCAAUGGUGCUGUAAAAUACUCUAGCAUUAAUAAUGGGAAACAGAGUGCAUUUGGGGCUAAAGCAAAGGAAAGACCGAGUGGCCAUAAAGUUGUUGACCAGUUGGCAGCUGUGCCAUGCAUAAAAGAUACUUCAGCUUCACUUCCUAACCUUGCUCCGGAGAUGAUUUCAUCAGCAGUAGCACCACCUCAGGUUAUUUUAGAAGAUUGGGUAUGUUGUGACAGUUGCCAGCAAUGGCGGCUACUACCUUAUGGUAUGAAGCCAGAUCAUCUUCCAGAUAAAUGGUUGUGUAGCAUGCUAAAUUGGCUGCCUAAGAUGAAUUCUUGCAACGUCAGCGAGGAUGAGACAACAAAAGCACUUUAUGCCAUGUAUCAAAUGCCAAUUUCUGAGGGUCAAAAUAACAUGCAAAGCCAUGGUAUUGAAACUGCACUUGGAGUGGGCUCUUCUGAUUCUUUGCAAUAUGGCCUGAAUCACAAAAUGUCUAGCUCUGAUAUGUUGUCUGAUCGAAGAAAGAAGAAACAUGUUACUAAGGAAAAGACAAUGUCAGGAAUUAAUAAUGAUGGGCUUCAGUUCCCAAAUUCUGCAAAGAUCAAUAGUCAAAUAUCUGGAAAAAACAGAAGCUUGAAUGGCAUGAAUCAGCAUGCGGCUGCUGACUUAAACCCGAUGAAGAAGAUGAGUUCUUCUAAACAUCUUAGCAGGCUUGAAAACAUGAUAGAAGAGAAACAUGUGCCUAAAGAUAAAGAAAAGCAAGUUAAUGGAGGUGACAGAAAGCAUUUUAAAUUGAAACGUAAGAUGGAUCCUGAUCAAUAUAAAUCUGGAACUCCUAAGAAAUCAAGAACUGAAAAUGUUUGCCAUGCUGACAAACAAUUGAACCCUGGCAUGGGCCUUGAGAAGGUGGCUCUAUAUUCAAAAAAUGGUUUUCCAAAAAAAGCUAGUGGGAAGGAUAUGAGGAAGUAUGAUGAGUCUUGUUUAUCUGAGGAUGUACAGGUCAGGUUACCAGUCACUGCAAAGAAAGAGGGAGAUCAAGCUCAGGUCUCGUCUGGUGGUGGGUCCUUGGAUGUGAAAAGCAGCAUUAGAAGUGAUCGUUUAAUGAAGAAAAGGAAAUUGAAGGAUCGACCAAAUGAUGAAAAGCAGUAUGGUGAAGAGGGCAAUGUAAGUGAAUUUAGGAAGGAAAAGAAGCACAGAAUUUUGAAUAAAGAGGCAAAAUCAGUAACUGAAGGUGAUGAUAAAUUAAGUAAAGGUGGGAUGAGGCAAGAUUGCUUGUUAGGCAAUAGGGGCCAAAUGGCUAGUGCAACAGAGGUAAGAUUUGCUGAUAAAUGCAACCAACCAAGGAAGCACAGGAAAAGUAUCACAUCACUUCAUGCUUCAGAUGGUAUUGAUUUGGGCUCUGGACCACUUUCAUUGGCAGCAACAUCUAGCUCUUCUAAAAUAUCAGGGUCUCAUAAAGCUAAAACCAACUUUGAAGAUGUGAUUGGUUCACCUGUUGAAUCUGUUACCUCGUCACCUUUGAGGGCCUCCAACUUGGAUAAGAAUAUUUUGGCAGUAGGAGACACCUCAGUGAAAGGUGUUUCUACUAAAGGCUGUCUCCCUUCUGUAGGUUCCAGGAGAAGUGUGGAUAACAAGGAGGGAAAGCUAUUGGUAAAAUUGGAGGGUAGAAUUUCACACAACUUACAUCUUGCAUCCCACAAAUCAUCUUCAACCGAGUACCAGGUUGAGGAUGCUAAAGACAGAGCCAGGGCCCAAGCUAAAAAAUCUUCUGAACUAAAGAAUAAUCAUUUGUUUGAAGGCAGUGUCCAUGUUGAACAACCUGGCUAUAUUGCUAAUGGUAUAUGUCAUGAUGAGAAAGUAAACAAGGACAACCAGGAAAGUGAACUUUCUUGGCAGAAAUCUGGUAAGGUUACAUCCUUACACAGCAAAGAGAAUGGCAGAGAAUCUGGCUCUCAUGUUGGUAAAGGUAAGAUGAAGAUUUCAGUUUCAGAGACUGGUUAUUCAAAAAUUAGUGGGAGGUAUGAUUCAGCAGUUGAUCCUAGUAAUCAUGCAUCUGGUGCUAAGACAAAGAGUGAUGCUAAAUAUACUUCUCCCAAGUCUAAAAGUGAAAUUGACGGUAUUAGUCAGAAAAGUGCUUUAAGACAUGGUCUACAUGAAACAAGAAAGCCAACUGAGCUAAACCAAAGAGACUUUGAGAAUUCAGUUCCGAAGAUGGAUGCUCAAUGCAUUUCUGAUAGAAAGACUAUCUCCCAUCAAAACCUGACUUGGGACUUUGAGGAAGAAAACAAUGCUAAUCAUGUAAGCAUUGAAACAAGCAUUGGGAAAUCUAAAGUUCUAUCAUCUGCUGUAUCUGAAGUAAAAAGGGAAACAUUGAAUGUCGGUUCUAGAACUGGACCUCGGUAUCAAAAGGGAGGCAUGUCUAAUGAGCAUCCUGUCCAUGUUUCUGGAAACUUUGUGCUUGAUCAGCAAGUCACUGUGUCAAGUCCUCUGAGAACAAACUCUAACCAAACUGCUGUUGACACCCUGGAAGAAGCCACAAAACUAAAAGAUAGAGCAGAUAAUUAUAAGAACUCCGGGUUUGACUUUGAAAGCAAUGAGACUUACUUUGAAGCUGGUUUGAAGUUUCUGCAUGGAGCAUCACUUUUAGAAAAUUGUCACAAUGAGAGUAGCAAGCAUGGGGAAAUGAGUCAAAUGCAAAUUUUGGCUACUGCAGCCAAACUUUUCAAAUGCUGUGCCAGUGAAUAUGAAACACGCCAAGAAAUGGCAGCUGCUGCUUUGGCAUAUAAAUGCAUGGAGGUGGCAUACAUGAGACUGGUUUACUGUAAAAAUUCUAGUACUAAUAGAGAUCGGCAUGAGUUGCAAUCAGCUCUUCAAAUGGUUUCUCAAGGUGAAUCUCCAUCAUCUUCUGCAUCCGAUGUUGAUAACCUUAACAAUCAGGCAGCAGCAGAUAAGGCUACUUUGCUUAGGGGUACUAAUACUCAUGUGGCUAUCAACCAAGUCAUACCUGCUCGAACUUGUCCGACUUUAGUCAGGCUUCUUGAUUUUACUCAGGACAUAAAUUUUGCAAUGGAGGCUUCUAGAAAAUGUCAGAGCACUUUUGCGGCUGCUAAUUUGGCCAUGGAAGAAGCACGGAAUAAGGACUGGAUAACUUCCAUUAGGAGCGUUAUUGAUUUCGGCUUCCAGGAUGUAGAUGAGCUUGUACGUCUGGUUUGGACUGCAACAAAAGCGAUAAGUCGUGCCGGUCUUGGUGGUGCUAGAGAUUAACUUGAUCCUGUAUAUAAUUUAUUUUUUUGGUUUUUCUUCUCUACUGAGAUGGCAUUGUGAAAGGAAGAGGCUAAAAGAUAUCUACCAAGACUAGCACUUAGAAACCUAAAGUUGGCAGGUUGAAGAAGAUCUGUUACCCUUGUGUACAUUUGUACAAAAUGUGAUUGAUUAGAAAAUUUUGUUACGCAUUUUUCAAUUAAGGUUUUUCUUAAUGUGGAUAAAGGGUACAACACACACCCUUAAAUUUUAUGGGUUAGAAAGAGGGAAGGGAUUCCUGGCUGUCAAAUGAUGCCGGAUGAAUAUCAUAUUAUGUUAGUUCAGUGCUACAUUCUUUGCUCCACUUAGCUGGAGCCCCGGGAACAAGAAUAUUGAGUUUGGAAAUGUUAGGCAACCAUUUUUGAGGGCUUUGAAUACUGAUAUAGUUAUAAUAGGUCCAUUGUUUAUGACAAACUCUCCUUUUUAUGUUAUCAUAUCAAAGUUUUGAAUGAAUA